This is a messenger RNA of Trichoderma atroviride IMI 206040, 621 nucleotides long. NCBI's taxonomy places the organism in Eukaryota, Fungi, Ascomycota, Sordariomycetes, Hypocreales, Hypocreaceae. The record is from RefSeq and is a predicted model, not a curated record.
CGCAGUGAAUGUGCUUCCCCUAGUUGGGUUAUCUCAAAUUGGCUCCGCUGAAUCAUCUUCCUCAUAUAACAGGAAAAUGGCCAGUGUCCUAUCGAAUACACCAAAAGCAGCGAUCUAUAUGAGCCUCAACUCCAAACAGCGCACAAUAUUAUCAGCAAUUAAAGAUUCCGUCACUGAAAGCGCAAAGCAAAACCCCCUUGAAUGGGCCCACGCCGCUUUUUUCUACGAGCUGGAACCGGACCAUUGAAGCCGUCAAAAUUGGGCACAACCUACUGCUCCUGCGACAAAUAUUUUGGAAACGUCGUUAAAAUCCUUUGCUGGGUGAUCUCGAUUUUUGACUCAAGCGAUAUAUGAAUACACACACAUAUAUAUCUUGACCAACAGACGCAUAGGAGGAGAGAUAGACUGUAAAGUAAACUGCAGGUGCAUUUUUGGGGGGAGGUAAACUCGCUGGAGAUGAUGAGCUGCAGCUAGCUAUCUAUAACGUUAGUUUGGAAACAUUGCUAUUGCAAACGACAAGUAUCUCUCUCGAACCGGCCUAUCAAUUAUGGUCUCUGGGGACAGAUGUUUAUGUUCGGUGCCAAUGCUUAGUAUUAAUGCCUUACAAGUCACUCGUUUAAC